AUGGCGCCUGAUGAGUACUCGGGUGGAGGCGGCAAACUCAAACUGAAGGGAAGUAGAGUGAGCGAGGGGCGAGUGGAGAAGAAGAAGAAUAAAAAGAAGGAGAAGAGUCAGAAGAAAGCCGAACAGGCCGAGCAGGCUCAGCAGGGUGAUCGCCCUGAAACAUCGCUGACACCUCGAGACGGCGACGAUGACGGGGACCGAGAACGAGACGGUAUUUCCCCGGGGAAUGCUGGCGGCGCUGCGAAGACGGAGACGGAGAAGAAGUAUGAGGAGACGAGGCGGAAACGGUUGUAUGAGCGUCUCCAGCGAGACGGCAUCAAGACGCACAAGGAGCGUGUCGAGGAGCUGAACAAGUACUUGAGUCGGCUGAGUGAGCAUCAUGACAUGCCGAAGAUUGGACCGGGGUAA
Messenger RNA from Penicillium alfredii, 408 nucleotides. RefSeq lists its product as uncharacterized. The transcript has 3 exons. NCBI's taxonomy places the organism in Eukaryota, Fungi, Ascomycota, Eurotiomycetes, Eurotiales, Aspergillaceae. Gene Ontology annotation, cellular component: nucleolus. Bases 1 to 408 code for a protein of 135 amino acids. The record is from RefSeq and is a predicted model, not a curated record.